Carica papaya (papaya) is the source of this 1077-nucleotide messenger RNA. Its product is annotated as lectin-like protein LEC. Lineage: Eukaryota; Viridiplantae; Streptophyta; Magnoliopsida; Brassicales; Caricaceae. Gene Ontology annotation, molecular function: carbohydrate binding. The record is from RefSeq and is a predicted model, not a curated record.
AUGGUUAAUUUUACAAUUCGGAGAUGCAUUUCAUCUUUCCAUCUUCUAAUUCUCCAUUUCCUGAUCGUAUCUUCAGCAAUCGCGUCCUCUUUCUCUCAUCAAACCCUAACCAAUAACCCCGAUUUCGAUCCUGAAAUUGCGCUUCUGGGUGACGCAGAGGUCGUCAAUGGUGGCUCUCACGUGCAACUCACUCGCCCAUUUGCACAAAGCUCCGGGCUUCUCUGCUACAACAAACCCUUCAAGUUCAUGGAAGGGAAAGGAAAUCUCGCCAAACCGACGUCGUUUUCCACCGCAUUCUCGUUCUCGAUGUCUCCCGGUAAUGGUGAUGGUCUAACUCUUGUCUUUAUCCCUCAUAGUUUCGCCUCAAAUUUUGUGGGUCAAGGCUCGUUUGGGCUUUCGGGUGAAAAUAAGUAUCUGGGUAUUGAAUUUGAUACUAAAAAGGAUGAAAAAGUAGCUGAUUUGAAUGCGAAUCAUGUUGGUCUUAACGUGGGUAGUCUUGUGUCUGUUAGUAUUAGGAAUGCAUCAUCAAUGAAUUUGGUGCUUAACAAUGGAGAGAAACUGAAGUCCUGGGUUGAUUAUAAUCCAAGCUCCAAAAACUUAGAAGUUAGGCUGAGUAAACUAGGUGAAGCUAGGCCUUCUAAUCCGUUUCUUGCAUAUAAUACUGAUUUGCUAGAAAUGUGGCGAGAUGAAAACGUGUUUGUGGGUUUAGUUUCGACAAGUACCAAGACAUCACAGACUACUAGUGUUUAUUCUUGGAGGUUUAGGUUGAAAAAAUUUCCUACUUGGAUGCAUUCAAUGCCAGUUGAUCCUCGUAGUUACAUAGCUGGAGGUGAUGAGAAAUUAAGAGCAAAAGAGAGGACCUUUUGUCCUUCAAAAAUUCUUGGUGGGUUGAUUUUUGCAACUGGAUGUGGGGCAUUAUUGGCCUUCGUGUUGCUGUUUGCUUGGGCAAUCUUUGUUGGUAGACACAUGGUGCUCUCCAUGGAUGGUCCUAUGCAUCCAGCUGACUUCAGGUAUGAAAAGAUCUCUAUAGUUGUAGAGAAAGAUGGUGAAGAAUCUAAGGACCAGAGAAUGAAGUAA